Trichobilharzia regenti is the source of this 234-nucleotide messenger RNA. The record is from the annotation of a GenBank genome assembly. NCBI's taxonomy places the organism in Eukaryota, Metazoa, Platyhelminthes, Trematoda, Strigeidida, Schistosomatidae.
AUGAUGCUUUUAUUCAACACUGAUAUAACGGAAAUAACGCGAAAUGAAACUAUUGACUGUGUACAAAAGCAGCUGAAGUUACAAUUAACUCAAUAUGAAUGGAUUACCCACCCAAACAAUAUAACAAGAUGUAGUCAACUCUUGCUGCUCAAUACAUCAAUACAAAAGUUGAACAAGACAAAAAUUAAGGAUACCUUCUUUGUACAAAAUAUAGCAGACUGUUCGUCUAUUUAA